Molecule: messenger RNA, 578 nt
Organism: Protopolystoma xenopodis
Lineage: Eukaryota; Metazoa; Platyhelminthes; Monogenea; Polystomatidea; Polystomatidae
Source: the annotation of a GenBank genome assembly
CUUCCAAAGCCAUUGUGCCAAACCAUUCUUCUGACCUGUCCUACCAAGAUACUUGGAAGGCGGCUGUACAUGUUUGGCUGAAACAGUUGCUUACUGACCUCCUCACGCCUAUCAAGCAGGCGAGCACUGGCCGAGCUGCCGAUAAGACACAUCAAAUAAAGCCAGUGUCUUAUACAACUGAUGGUCGAGCCACUCGUCUCUUCGACAUGACUACACCAAUCGAUGUGCGUGCGGAAGCUCCAGAGCGACGCCAAUUCGAUGCCCUCGCCUUUGGUUUGGCUGUCACUCUCACAUUAGAUGAAACGCAUGAGGUGCUUAGACAAGUCCUCGCUUCACUCUCCUCCGCCCCCAAGUUGCUUAAGGUUGCUUCGGCUCUCGUAUACAAACUGACUCAAACUGUACCCGGCUGCACCUCAGCUUUCAAAGGUAUUGCAAUACAAUUAGCAAAAACUUCACAUUGGGACUGCCUUCUGCGCCCAUACCUUGUAAGUCAGCUGGCAACUUUUAUUAAAACAACCCUCCAAAUAUCAAUACAUGCCGAUACCACUAUUUUACUUAUCACUCUUCCAAUCUUAUAA